UCCGGGCUGUGAAGAUCGUCAACAAAUCGUCGGAUCGAAAAAUUCAUAAUAAAAAGAUACUAAGACAAAAUUGGACAUUGGCCGGAAGUAAAAUAAAAGGUCAAGAUGGCGAUUGCCAUAGCUCAGAUGAAACAUGUCUUUGGUCUCAAAGGUGAGAUCACUGGCAACAUCAACUACGUCGAUGAACAGACCAUUGUUUAUCCAUCCGGUGCAAACACAAUCCUAUACAACAUCGACCAAAAAUCCCAGAAAUUCAUCCCUGGAUCUGACAAAACUCUGGGCACAACAUCCAUGUGUGUUAGUCCUAAUCGACGUUAUGUCGCCGUGGCUGAGAAAGGAGCGGAGAAGGCCACCGUCACAAUAUACGACCUUCAUUCCCUAAGGAGACGAAAGGUUCUUAGCUCGACGGAUAUCCAGUCAAACGAGAUUGUCAGUAUGGCGUUUUCUCCUGAUUCCAAGUAUCUGAUUGCGCAGGGCGGGAAACCAGACUGGACUCUGGUGUACUGGACGUGGGAGAAGUCUAAAGUCAUGGCCGUCACAAAGACCACUAACGCUACGAACAAUGACGUGUACCAGGUCUCAUUCAACCCACAAGACAACACUCAAGUAUGCGUUGUCGGCAACGGCAUCUUUAAGUUGUACCGCUACAGCGAAGGGAACCUCAAGCAGUUUGCUUUCCAGAAGAUGGAGCCGCAGAAUUUCCUCUCCCAUGCCUGGGUGUCGGACGAGAGGGUCAUUGUCGGAACGGAUAAUGCUAAACUUCUUCUGUUUGAGGCUGGAGAGUUAAAGAAUGAGCUGGCCGUCAUGGUGUCUGCUCAGAGCAAGGAUUCAGAAAGGAAUGCCAUGGGUAGCAUAUCUGAAGGGGAACCGGCUAGUUCGGGCCCACCCUCUGUGGGUGCCAUCGUAGCAUACUCCAAGGGCUUCGCUUGCUCCGGUGGUAAAGGAAUUGUACAUCUGUAUGAGAAGACAGAAGAUAAAGACUUCUACAAGAAGACCAGAGAAAUAAAGAUUCCUUACGAUGUCCUUGGAGGAGACCCAAGCCGGGCUGAAGCACAUCAGAUUAAGAUGUUAACCGUCAGUCCCUCUGAAGAAACGCUCGUCGCUAGCACGAUAACCAACCAGCUCUAUUGCAUGACGUUGUCCAGUGCUGAUCUUGGCAAGCAAGGUGACUCGGCAACCUUUGAGCUGUUGGCCCAGCCGUUCCAUUACAACAUGAUAACUGGUCUGGAUGUCUGCGCUAGAAAACCUCUCAUUGCCACAUGCUCAAUCGACCGGACUGUACGUAUCUGGAACUACGAGACAACUGCUUUGGAAUUACACAAAGAGUUCCAAGAGGAGGCGUACAGCAUCGCUCUACAUCCCUCGGGUCUUUACGUUCUCGUUGGCUUCAGUGAUAAACUCCGUCUGAUGAAUCUCCUUAUUGAUGACAUACGUACCUUUAAGGAGUUCACCAUCAGGGGCUGUAGAGAGUGUUCAUUCAGCAAUGGUGGGCAUGUCUUUGCCGCGGUCCAUGGAAACGUGAUCCAGAUUUACUCUUCGACAACAUUUGAGAAUGUCAGCAACUUGAAGGGUCACAACGGAAAGGUGCGCUCGGUCGUUUGGAGCGCAGAUGACAGCAAGAUCAUCUCCUGUGGUAUGGACGGAGCUGUCUACGAGUGGAAUGCCUACUCUGGGAAGCGAGAAGGGGAGAGCGUCCUCAAGUCUUGCAGUUAUUCAUGUGUCACAUCUACGCCGGACGGCAAGACCACUUUUGCUGUUGGCUCAGAUCGCACCCUGAAAGAGAUCUCAGACUCACAGAUUUUGCGUGAUGUUGAUGCACAGGAAACCACAUUGACCCAGGUGGUGAUGUCCCACAGUGGACGUAUGCUGUUCGCCGGUACCAACACUGGUACUCUGCGCUCCCUUAAGUUUCCCCUGACUGUUCCCGGGGAAUGGCAGGAACACAUGGGCCAUGGAGCAGCUGUUACUAAGAUGCGAAUCACUUACGAUGACCAGUACCUCAUCACUACAUCAGAGGAUGCUGUACUCAUGAUCUGGAAGAUUAGCGAUAAGGAAGGGCGUGGCCUUAAGAGGGACAAGGAGGUGGGCUAUGCUGAGGAGAUCCUCAUCACCAAGUCAGAUCUGGAGGAAAAGAACACUGUGAUGGCUGAGCUGAAGCAGCGUGUGGAAGAGCUCAAGAUGGAGAACGAGUACCAGCUACGUCUGAAGGACAUGAACUACAACGAGAGGAUCAAGGAACUGACAGAGAAGUUCAUCCAGGAGAUGGAGUCCUUGAAGACCAAGAAUCAGGUCCUGAAGACGGAGAAGGACAAGGAGGAGGCCAAACAUGAGGAGGAAGUCGCUGAGCAGAUGGAGAAACAGAACAAGGAACUCCAAGAUCUUGAAUCGGCCAACAACCAGAAGUUGAUGAUAGAGUAUGAGAAGUACCAAGAGCUCCAGUCUAAGAGUCAGAAGAUGCAAGAGGACUAUGAGAGGCAGCUGGCUGAGACAGAGGAAUCCAAGGAGCAAGCCCUUGAGGAGCUGACAGAGUAUUACGAGACCAAACUCCAGGAGAAGACUACACUCCUUGAUCAGGCCCAUGAUGAAUCAAGACAACAGAUGAGAGAGUACGAAGAGACCAAGAAACAGAUCGAGGAAGACGCUGAUCGUGAGAUUCUAGACAUCAAGAACAAGUACGAGAGGAGACUUCGAGAUGAGAAGGAAGCGAACAUGAGACUCAAAGGGGAGACGGGCAUCAUGAGGAAAAAGUUCACUAGCCUUCAGAAGGAGAUUGAGGAUCACAAGGAUGAGAUUAAGAAGUUACAGAAUGAGCAGACUAAGCUCCAAGGAGUUAUCAAGUCACUCGAGAAGGACAUCUACGGACUCAAGAAGGAGAUCCAAGAAAGAGAUGAAACCAUCCAAGACAAGGAAAAGAGAAUUUAUGACUUGAAAAAGAAGAACCAGGAACUGGAGAAGUUUAAGUUCGUUCUCGACUACAAGAUCAAAGAACUGAAGAAGCAGAUUGAGCCCAGAGAGAAUGACAUCAAGGCUAUGAAAGAGCAGAUUCAAGAGAUGGAGAGCGAGCUGGAGAGAUUCCACAAACAGAAUACUCAGCUGGAAUUGAACAUCACUGAGCUGAGAUUGAAGCUGAAGGCAACAGAGAAAGAGAUGCACAUGGAGAGACAGAAGGUCAGAGACACAGAGGCAGUCUGUCGCCGUUUCAAGACUGAUCUUCACAACUGUGUGGCAUACAUUCAGGAACCCAAGAAACUAAAAGAGUGCAUCAAACAGUUGUAUGCUAAACACGUCCAGGAUGACACAGUUGAAUCUGCAAGUGUGGAUGCAGACAUACAGCGAGAAUACAGCAGACAGCGUAAACAUCUUGAGCAGAGUGUUGCCUCGCUACGUAAGAAGCUCACCAAGGACACUGAGAUUCACAGAGCAGAUAACGUCAGGAUCAUGCAGGAAAAUGUGUCAUUGAUCAAAGAAAUCAACGAUCUCCGCCGGGAGCUGAAAAUUGCCCGCACCCAAGUCCACGACCUCGAGGCGGCCCUUGGAAUCAACAAGAAGAAUAAGAACCUCGAGCAGCAAGCCGAGUCAGCCUUCUCCAUGAACGCCAGCCUCUCCAGCCGCGAGGGUAAGCACGACGAGAACGUACGCAUUAUCGACAUGCAACGUGGCGAGAUACGGAAACUACGGACGCAGCUGAUGGAAGCAGAGCAGAUGGCUGUGCAGAGACCGCCCUCCGGAGGCAGAUUGCCGCCAGUUCUGGCUCAGUAGUUACACUUUUAUGCCUGUCUGGUAAGAUUUCCUUCCAUGAUGGAACCCUUUUAGUUGAAUCACAUGAGUCAUGCCUAUUCACUUCAUUUUUAGUGGUUUUGUAUGAUGCGUAUGGACGAUAAACAUCCAUAGAAGUCGCCUCCAAAUUUUGUUUUGUUUUGUAUCAAUUUUUUCUCAACAAAAUGGUUUUUAACUUUGGUCGCUUGGCCGAUGAAGUGACCUAUCUUGUUAACACUUGUAAAAACUGUGUUUGAAACUGCACAAUUUUUCAAACUGUUGUUUCAGAGUCUGUAUUGACCCCUUGCACGCACGUCACACGAGGUGACUGUGCCACGCUCACCAUUUUGGUGGUCAAUAGGUUUACAUGUGAACGCCGUAUUUCCUUAAUUGCGCACUUCACUGAAUAACACAUAG
Molecule: messenger RNA, 4173 nt
Organism: Asterias rubens (European starfish)
Lineage: Eukaryota; Metazoa; Echinodermata; Asteroidea; Forcipulatida; Asteriidae
Product: cilia- and flagella-associated protein 57-like
Exons: 20
Coding region: 106-3759 (1217 amino acids)
Molecular function (GO): protein binding
Source: RefSeq, a predicted model, not a curated record